Molecule: messenger RNA, 732 nt
Organism: Triticum aestivum (bread wheat)
Lineage: Eukaryota; Viridiplantae; Streptophyta; Magnoliopsida; Poales; Poaceae
Product: mitogen-activated protein kinase kinase 3-like
Exons: 3
Coding region: 1-732 (243 amino acids)
Source: RefSeq, a predicted model, not a curated record
AUGUCAGACAGCUUCAUGGUCAUAUUUGACCUUCCAGAAGUCAUCACCGGUCUGUGGAAAAAGUCAAAGAAUUAUGAGUAUCAAGAAAGGCCACCCCAUAGAGGGUUGAGCCAGUUCCCCCAAAAUCAUACGUCUUACAAGCCUGAUGCAAGGCCUACAUGUGAGCAACUUCUGUCACACCCAUUCAUCAAGCGGUACGAGGAAGCCGGCGUCGACUUGGCGGCAUACGUCGGGGGUGUUGUGGAUCCAACAGAAAGCUUGAAACAAAUAGCUGAGAUGCUUGCUGUUCAUUAUUACCUCCUGUUCAAUGGCUCUGAUGGGUCCUGGAAUCAUAUGAAGACAUUGUACAUGGAGGAAUCAUCUUUCAGCUUCUUAGGGAAUGUGUGUGUCGAGCAAAGUGUCAUAUUUGAUACUCUGUCAACUAUAAGAAACAAGUUGAAAGGUGAUCAGCCCGGUGGGGGAAUUGUUCAUGUUGUUGAGAAGAUACAUUAUGGUGCAAAUGGGGAAAGAGAGAUCACUGUUCGUGUGUUCGGACCAUUCAUUGUGGGCAACCAAUUUCUAGUACUUGGUGAAGGGCUGCAAGCCGAAGGGAUGCCCAGCCUGGACGAGCUCACGGUUGACAUUCCAAGAAUUCGGGUAGGUCAGUUCCGGGAGCAGUUCAUCAUGCAGCCAGGGAUUUCCAUGGAAUGCUAUUACAUAUCAAGACAAGAUCUCUACAUCAUCCAGUCCUAG